AUGGCGUUUCGUGGUACAGAAAGUCCCAUGGACUUUGAAUGGCAGGGCCACGGUCCUGUCGAUCCCACCUCUCCCUACCAUAAACGCGUUCUCGAGAUGCAGGCCAAAAAGCGUACUCACAGCGAGUUUGAAUCUCCCGAGAAACCAACAAUGCCGGCGCUCCGCCAACCCAACAACCAGCCCUUCUUCUUCUCAGACACCCCAGCACCGCCGCCUGAAUCCUCUCCUUUUCGCACUCCCUCAUUUACAACCCCUCGGAAACCGUUUGAUAUCGACUUCUCAUCCCCGCCCGACAAUUCCUCGCCGCUGGCACCAACAGACAAUGAGAACACGCCGGACGCUACACCGAUACCCAUCGAGUUCAAAAGCGGCCCUUCAAAAUCAGAGAACAAGAGAAGUUCGUUAUUUGGUCUCUACGGCAGAUUUGCUCCAAGCCCCGGAAGAGGAGAGAUCAGAAAGCCGACGAGCGAUGCCGUUGCGAGACGGAUCCAUAAGAAGCGACGGCGCGCUCAGCAAUUUGACAGACAAUUGAUGACAGGCAGAAAGGGUUCCUUGGAUGACAGCGAUGACGAGAGUACCCCAAGUCCGACUGAGCCAGAACCAAAGAAACCGCCGGCGAAAGACGCAGGGUGGAUCACCGGAUUGUUCACAUUCAUCCACACAUACCCCGAUGCACCGUCUAUUAUCGCCAAAUACCUCCAGGUUUUUUUUAACGCCGCGAUCCUCGGUGGUUGCCUGUAUAUGUUUUGGUCGUUUUAUGCCACCAUUCAGGCCGAUGUGGACCGAGCGAGCGAAGAUGCCAUGGCCGAAGUGUUAGCGGAGAUGGCGGCGUGCUCCAAGAACUUUAUCGAAAAUCGAUGUGCUGCUGAUACCAGGCUGCCAGCUUUAGAAGCAGUGUGCAGCAAUUGGGAGUUGUGUAUGAAGCGGGAUCCUAGCGCUGUGAAGCGAGCGAGACUGAGUGCACAUACAUUCGCAGAAAUCUUCAACAGCUUUGUCGAGCCCAUCAGCUUAAAAACCAUGAUCUUCACCAUCACCCUGGUUGUGGUGGGUUUGGUGGUGAACAACGCCACAUUUACCCUAUAUCGGCGACAACAAGAGACCCAGCAUAUCUACCGAGCACCCUCUGGAUCAUAUGCGCACCCUCAGCAACACCCCGUACAAAUAGCUCAGUUUCCACUCUCUCCGGCGGCACCCUACGGUCAACACCCAUAUGUGGGCUGGCACGGUGAUCCUGGGUUUGGCGGCCAGCAGCAGUUGGAAUAUCCUCGAAGUCCCAGCAAAGAGCAUCGAGCACGGAGCAGAAGUCCAGAGAAGAAGAGAAUUCAACUCUGA
This is a messenger RNA of Cladophialophora psammophila CBS 110553, 1332 nucleotides long. RefSeq lists its product as uncharacterized. Gene Ontology annotation, biological process: lipid homeostasis; nuclear envelope organization. The record is from RefSeq and is a predicted model, not a curated record. Bases 1 to 1332 code for a protein of 443 amino acids. Lineage: Eukaryota; Fungi; Ascomycota; Eurotiomycetes; Chaetothyriales; Herpotrichiellaceae. The transcript has 2 exons. Gene Ontology annotation, cellular component: nuclear membrane; nuclear envelope.